Numida meleagris (helmeted guineafowl) is the source of this 1098-nucleotide messenger RNA. RefSeq names its product transcription factor E3-like. The transcript has 3 exons. The coding region runs from base 445 to 1098 and encodes 217 amino acids. The record is from RefSeq and is a predicted model, not a curated record. NCBI's taxonomy places the organism in Eukaryota, Metazoa, Chordata, Aves, Galliformes, Numididae.
GCCUCUUCCACUUCCGGUUCUGUCGCUUCCGGUUCCCCCAGCACUUCCGGUCUCGGGCCUUUCCUUGUGAUGCCGCUUCCGGUCAGCCUCCACUUCCUGUCCCAGGCCAGCAGCCCCCGAGCGGGGUCCUGGCCCCCCCCCUCCGGCCCCAUAGCAACGCUCCGAGCCCCAUAGAAGCUUCCCAGAAGCCCUCUUAGCCCUAAGAGAGGCCCAUAGCAGCCCCUCGAGCCCCACGCCAGGCCCAUAGCAACAGCACCAAUCCCAUAGACGGUCUAUAGGAGCCCCCCCCGCCCUCUAGGAGCCCCCCCAGCACCGUAGCAACGCUCCCAGCCCUACAACAACGCAACCAGCCCCAUAGGAAAGCCACAGGAGUUUAACGCUCCAGCCCCGUAGUAGCCUCCCGCUAACCUUAAAGACACCCGGGCGGUUUUUUGGGGGGGGACCAUGUCCCGCGGAGCGGCCGAAGGGACCCCUGUGCCCCCCCCGGGCCGCCCCACGGUGUACGUGCUGCUGGAGGGGCCCCGGGCCCCCGACAGUCUGCAGGUGGUGAGCGUCAGCUCCGUGCUGCCCGAGUCUGGCAUCGUGGCUGACAUUGAGUGGGAUCCACCCGGAGGCGGAGGAGCCACAGACAACGGGAAACCGACCCCCGGUGAACCCCCACCCGGGGACCCCCCCGGCCCCUUCUACAGCCUGAAGAGCCAACCGCUGCCCCACAGCACGGCUGCGGCCCCCCCAGCUCCUCCCUCGUCGCGGGUGCUGCUCCGGCAGCAGCUGAUGCGGGCACAGGCGCAGGAGCAAGAGCGCAGGGAACGAGGUGGGGGUGGCCCCCCCGGCCCCUCUGCCCCCCUCCAGGCCCCCGGCCCCUCGCCUGCCAUCGCCGUGGGGGCCCCCCCGCAGCGGGCGCCGCCGCCUCACGUGCCCCCCGAGGUGCUGAAGGUGAGGAGGGGGCACCGGGGGUUGGAGGGGAGACUGCAAGGUGGGGGGGGGGAGCAUUGUGGGAUCUGGAGGCGUGAAGGGUGUCGUGGAGCACUGCGGGAUGGGGGGAUUGGGGGGGUCCUGUGGUGCUGUGGGUUGGAGGAAGAUGGGGCUGAGUUCUGA